AUGCAGAUCGUGUGGAAGACCGUGUGUGUGGUGCUCUGCCUCACGGCCACUUGCAGCGCAGGACCGCUGACCGGCCACCAGAAGAGAAAAACCACAGCACGCGAGGAUAAAGCACCGGCAACGGCAACGGCAACGGCCACGCCCCCGACCUCAGCUGAAGUCCAGGAAAUCCCCAACGAAACGGAAACGGAGUCGGCGGCGGCGGCCACGCCCCUGGGCACUCUGACCCUGCCCAGCAAUGCCACAUCCAUACGGGCGGACAUCACGGACAACUUUUCGUGCGCCAACAAGACCUACGGCUACUACGCGGAUGUGGAGAACGAUUGCCAGAUCUUCCACGUGUGCCUGCCGGUGACCUACGCGGACGGCAGGGAGAACACCUUCCGCUGGAGCUUCAUCUGCCCGGAGGAUACGAUUUUCAGUCAAGAAUCCUUCACGUGCAUGCGUCGCGAGGACAUGACCAUCGAGUGCGAGGACAGCGCCCGCUACUACGAGCUGAACGGCAACUUUGGAGGCGCCCCCGUCCAGGAGGAGGACAAGCAGCAGCAGCAGCAGCAGCAGGUCGCUGAGCCGGAGGAGGAGGAGGAGGAGCAGUCCGCCCCGGCCACGGCCCCCGUGGAGCCAGAACCCAAGCCCGUUGUCGCCCAGCCCUCGAGGCCAGUCAAGGUGCAGGCCAAGCCCAAGCCAAAGCCCAAUCGCCGCAAGCCCCAGCCCCAGCUCCAGUCCCAGGCCCAGUCCCAGCCCCAGAGGAAGCCGCCAGUGCCAGUGGCCCCCGAGCCGCAGCGCUUCACCAUGCGGCCCCACAAGCCCCAGCCUCUGGCAGCCGCCCCCGUGCGCAACGAGCUCUUUGCCGGCAUUCGCAAGCGUCCCGCGAUCUUCAACAAGCCCACAACGACCCCAAGGCCCGUGGAGGAGCUCCUAGAGACCGAGCCGGUUGUCACCGAGGCGCCUGUACUGCAGCUCAGCGAGCCCCAGCCCACGGUCCAGCUGCAGACGAUGUUCGAGGAGGCCGCAGAAGAAGUGCCGGAGCCGGAGCCGGAGCCGGAGGUGCAGGCCUCGGAGCCAGCGGUGGCCAUAGCGGAGCCGGAAGAGGCCACACCAGAAAAGGCGGCGCCCAUAAAGAUGGAAAUUGCAACAGGACUCGAGGAAGUGAAGCCCAUUGAGGCCAUCGAGGAGAUUCCCGCCGUCAUUGUGGAGAGCUUGGAGGGAGAGGGGCCCCAGGAUACGGAGGAGAAGCCGCUGGUGGAGGAGAUCAAGCCAGCUGCUGUCGAGGAAGAGAAGGAAGUGCCAGCCGCUGAAGAGGAGAAGGAAAAGCCCUCUGCCGAUGAGGAGAAGGAAGUCCCAGCCGCCGAGGAAGACAAGGAAGUCCCAGCCGCCGAGGAAGACAAGGAAGUUCCAGCCGCCGAGGAAGACAAGGAAGUUCCAGCCGCCGAUGAGGAGAAGGCAGUGCCAGCCAAGGUUGAGCAGAGCCAAGAGGGAAACCGCAACAAGCCCGCCAUUACCGAGACCGACGAGGAGAUCCUCAGCAGCAUUGAAGCCCUCGAGACAGCGCGGCCAGCCGAUGCUCCCGAGAGCAUAGCGGCCACCCCGGAGAUGCACGAGCACAGUCCCCUGGUGGAGGAGAUCCUGCUCGACAACAAGGAGACCCAGGAGUCGCUCGGCGGCUUCAAGCCCGUCGAUCCAGCGAUGGCCGCCGAGGCCGAGCAGCUGAUCACGGACUUCCUCAAUACGCUGAAGAAAGGCGAAGAGAAACCCGAGACUGAGCUGGCCACAGCCGCCAUGGACAUGGCCGAGACUCUCGGCCAGGAGCUGGACACCAAGCAGUCGCCCGAUGUCUCCGUCGAAGAGGCCAAGCUGCCGGAGCCCGAAAUCGUGGACAAGAACGCCUCGAUCGAGGAGCAGCUGCCGGAGGAGUCGGCGCUUCAGAAGUCCCCGCCAAAGAUCAUGACCGACUCGCCGAUCAUACAAAUCAUGCAGUACAACCAUCUGCCCAUGGACUACCAGAUACCCGUGCAGGUGGUUCCCCUGGGGGAGGAGGAGGUGCAGCCACAGGCAGCCGAGGCAGUCCCUGAGGAGGCAACAGCCGCCACGCCUGAGGAGGCAGGCCCCCAGACGGUCGAGGAAGCCCCUGCCGCUUAUAUGCCCUCAAUCAGCAUCGAUGAUAUUGUGGAGCUCGUCAAGGAGCGCCUCGACCAGACGCCCAAGAACCAAGAACAGAUGGCUCCCAUGGAGCUGGUCGUGACACCCGGUGCUGCUGCCCCCCUGGCCCUGAUUCAGAGCCCGAAACCCUCGGAGCCGGAGCAGGCCUUGGAGCCGGAGCAGGAGCAGGCCUCGGAGCCCGAACAGGAGAUGAUUCUGCCCAUCUACAAGCGCGUCUCGAUGGCCGAGCCGGCCAUGACCAAGGUGCAAACGCUGCCCGUGACUGUGAGCAAGGUGGAUGCGGAAACGGACACGGCCAAGGAAUCCCAGUCCCAGGCCGAGUCCCAGGCCGAGUCCCAGUCCCAGUCCCUUGGCAAAAUGGAUGCCCGCAAGCGUAGAUUCCUCUUCCGCGCCGAUGCCAGUUAG
Molecule: messenger RNA, 2565 nt
Organism: Drosophila persimilis
Lineage: Eukaryota; Metazoa; Arthropoda; Insecta; Diptera; Drosophilidae
Product: titin homolog
Exons: 4
Coding region: 1-2565 (854 amino acids)
Cellular component (GO): extracellular region
Molecular function (GO): chitin binding
Source: RefSeq, a predicted model, not a curated record